Molecule: messenger RNA, 1210 nt
Organism: Diprion similis
Lineage: Eukaryota; Metazoa; Arthropoda; Insecta; Hymenoptera; Diprionidae
Product: alpha-tocopherol transfer protein-like
Exons: 4
Coding region: 189-1091 (300 amino acids)
Cellular component (GO): membrane
Molecular function (GO): phosphatidylinositol bisphosphate binding
Source: RefSeq, a predicted model, not a curated record
UGCAAAGGCGGCAGUAUUUUAUGAAAUCUCGUGCCGGGUGGCUGUGGAACAAAUCAUUCCUUUGAGCGCAUUGAUUGAGCUUACAUUAUUGAGUGUUGCAAGAGGAAAUUGUUUGAACAUAAAAAUUUCGGUGCUUCAGCUCUGCUUAUAUUUCCUUGUGGCACUCUCUAAGACAGUUUCAGAAUACCAUGGCCCUGAUCAAGGUUCCCACCGUUCAAGAGGAAAUGGCAAAGAAUUCGGAAUUGAAAGAAUCCGAUUUACAAAUGCUGAGAGAUUGGUGCAAGAAACAGCCGCAUCUACCAGAGGUAUCUGACUAUGAACUGAUACUGUUCCUCCACAGCAACUAUUACCGACUCGAGCCAACCAAAGCAACGAUAGAUGCAUUUUUCACCGUCAAGACCCAUGUGCCCGAAUUCUUCAGAAAUCGCGAUCCAUUGGGAUCGAAGGAAUUGCGUGAAAUCUCGAAAGUUGUAUGCUACAUACCUCUUCCCGGAUCAACACCAGACGGUUACAAAAUGAUUCUAGCAAAAAUCCACGAUUGCGAGCCGUCCCAUUACGUGUUUGUCGAUGCUGUAAAGCUGUUUUGCAUGAUCAUGGAAUUGUGGAUAUACACUUCAGGUGUUAGCUCGGGGCACAUCAUCGUUGUUGACAUGGAAGGCAUAGUUUUCGGCCACGUUGCUCGUCUGAGUCCCAUGAUAAUGAAAAAGUACUUUUACUAUCUGCAAGAAGCUCUGCCGGUCCGACUUAAAGGUUUUCAUUUUGUGAACACGGUGCCCUUCAUGGACCUGAUCUUAAACAUGAUGAAACCUUUCCUGAAGAAAGAGCUCCUUGACAUGCUUUUCCUUCACACUAACGUAGAAUCUCUGGGCAAGAAUGUCCCCAUUGAUCUCCUGACAAACGAGCUUGGAGGCAAAGCUGGCUCCGAGAAAGCUCUGUGGGCUGCUGAGUUGGAAAAACUCGAGGAACACCGUGCCUGGUUCCAGGACGACGAGACGCGAAGGGUUAACGAACCCCUUCGACCUGGCAAGGCGAAGAACAUCACCGACAUCUUUGGCGUCGAAGGAAGCUUUAAAAAGCUGGACAUCGAUUAGCGUCAACCGCGAGAUCUUAUACCGUUCUAAUUUUCUUAUGUACGUUAUUCCGAUGGAACUUUUGCUGCACAAAUCCUGUACGACACGUUAACGGAAGAGAAUAAUAUGCCAAUUCCUUU